Camellia sinensis is the source of this 3070-nucleotide messenger RNA. The record is from RefSeq and is a predicted model, not a curated record. Lineage: Eukaryota; Viridiplantae; Streptophyta; Magnoliopsida; Ericales; Theaceae.
CAUCAAUUUACUCCUGCAUUGCCACACAUAUCAUAUCAUUCAAACCUCAGUUGAGUUUUUGAGCAUAACAAAUUCCCGGUUUUGAAACUCAAUUCAGAUCACCAUUUCCUCCUAAUUAUCCCCUCAAACACAAAGCCUACAACUGCUAACAAACACACACAAAACAGAAAAUGGCUGAAACUGCAGUGUUCCAUCUUCUAGCCAGCUUUGCACCCUUCCUUCAGGAAGAGGUGAAUUUGUUGAGUGGAGUUCGGGAAGCAAUGGAAGACAUCAGAGAUGAAUUCCAGCGCAUGUCGGCUUUCCUCAGAGUUGCUGAUGCUAUGGAAGAAAGGGACCCCGAACUGAAAGUUUGGGUCAAACAAGUCCGAGAUGCUGCUUAUGACACUGAAUAUGUUCUUGACAAAUUCAAGCUUCACCUUGCACAACAUCACGGCGAUGGAUUUGGUGGUUUCCUUCGUAAAUCUUUCUACUUUGCCAAGACUUUAAUAGCUCGCCACCAAAUUGCUUCUGAAAUUCAAAGAAUCAAGUCCAGGGUCAUCAAUAUUUCCGAGGGACAUAAAAGAUACCAUGAUAAAUAUGGUAUACUAGAGCAAGGCUCAAGGUCCAAUGUUGUUGACAAUUCAUGGUAUGAUUAUCGUGGCGAUGCACUUCUGCUCGAAGAAGCAAAGCUAGUGGGCAUAGAAAAGCCCAAAAGACAAUUGAUGGAGUGGCUAGUCGAGGGAGGUUCUGGGUUUAAAGCAGUUUCUGUGGUGGGAAUGGGGGGCUUAGGCAAAACCACUCUGGUUAAAAAAGUCUACGAUGAUGUAACGGUGAAGAAACAUUUUGAUAGCCAUGCUUGGCUCAAUGUUUCUGAGUCAUUCAAGGCUGAGGAUCUCCUGAAGGACAUGAUUCAACAACUCUUUGAAGAAAUCAUGCAACCAGUCCCUGUUGGAGUUGAAACUAUGAGCAUCGACAGGUUGAAAUAUCUGGUUAAUAAUUUUUUGCAACAAAAGAGGUACGUGGUUGUUUUCGAUGAUGUUUGGAGUGUUAAAGAUUGGGAGGCUAUCAAAUACAUGCUACCUGACAAAAAUUGUGGUAGUCGUGUCAUUAUCACAACUCGUUUCGCCGAUAUAGCUUCCACCUGUCGCGAAGAAACUGAUGGUCAUGUGUAUCCCUUGAUGCCGUUGUCCCAAGAGGAGUCUUGGACGCUGUUUUGCAACAAGACUUUUCGGGGGAACUUAUGCCCUCCAAACUUGAAGCAAAUUUCUCUUCGAAUCUUAAAAAGAUGCGAGGGAUUGCCACUUGCAAUUGUAGCGAUAAGUGGUGUUUUGGCUACAAAGGACAGAAGCAGAAUAGACGAAUGGGAAAUGCUUUAUCGCAGCCUUGGUGCCGAAUUAGAGGGCAAUGAUAAACUAGAGAGUAUGAAAAAAGCGCUCUCUCUUAGUUACAAUGAUCUACCUUGUUAUCUGAAGAUUUGUUUCUUGUAUUUGAGCAUUUUCCUGGAGGAUCAACGGAUAUCGUGCAAUAGAGUAAUUCAACUUUGGACAGCAGAAGGAUUUGUGAAUGCUAUUGAGGGGAAGACAAAAGAAGAAGUUGCAAAUGGCUACCUCGGUGAGCUAUUCAAUAGGAGCCUGAUUCAAGUGGUAAGGAGAAAUCCAGAUGGAAGGCCUUAUAAUUUCCGUAUUCACGACCUGAUGCGUGAAAUUAUUCUUUCAAAGGCGAGAGAGCAAAACAUUGUAACAACCAUUUGUAGACAGGGCUUAAGGUCGCCAGAGAAGGUCCGUCGCCUAAUGAUCCGAAGCACCUCGGAUAAUGUAGAAUAUAGCGAUCGUUUUUCUCGACUUCGUUCUCUAUUUGUAUGGGGGGUGAUGGAUUCAUUGCCUAUUGCAUCCUUGCGUGAGUUGUUUAGAUGUGGUUUGAGGCUGUUAAAUGUGUUAGAUUUGGAAGGUACUCCAUUAGAUACAAUUCCAGAUGAAGUUUUCAAACUGAUCCAUCUCAGGUACCUAAGCUUGAGGGCUACAAAAGUGAAGAUGGUCCCAAAAUUAAUCGGAAAGCUCGAGAACUUGGAGACCCUAGAUCUAGCAUAUACCUAUGUGACUGAGUUGCCUGAUGAAAUCCUAAGGCUUCAAAAUUUGCGCAAUCUUCUAUUAUAUCAUUAUAAAGAUAAACGCGUUUCCUUUGAAUUUAUAGAUGCCAGUGGCUUUAAAGCUCCAUCUAAGAUAGGAAGCUUGCAAUCCCUACAAGCGUUGUUCAUGAUAGAGGCAGACCAAAGAAGUGGAGGUGGGAUAAGUAUAGUAAAAGAUCUGGGGAAGCUAACCCAACUAAGGACUUUAGGCAUUAUGAAGUUAAGAAGAGAAGAUGGGGUGACUCUGUGCUCUUCCAUUGAGAAGCUCAAUAAUCUUCACAGAUUAGAUGUAAUGUCAACAAAAGAAGAUGAGAUCCUUGAUCUCCAAUCUCUGUCUUCGGUUCCUCAAUUUCUUCAAACGAUACGCUUGCUGGGACGUUUGGAGAAGUUUCCGCACUGGAUACCUUCUCUCCAUGGCCUUGUGUCUUUAAUUUUAGGGUGGAGCAAGUUGAGGGAUGAAUGAUCCUUUGCAAUCCCUACAAGAAUUACCCAAUUUGGUUGACCUUCAACUUCAUGCAGCAUACGAAGGGGAGGGACUGUGUUUCAAGGCAGGAGGGUUUCACAGGCUUAAAGAUUUACAUCUUCGUAGAUUAAAAGGAUUGAGAUGGGUAAGAGUGGAGGAGGGAGCAAUGCCCCACCUUGAAAUUCUAAAGAUCAAAAAUAGUGAAUUGAUGGAGGAGGUCCCCUUAGGCAUCGAACAUCUAACCAAUCUUCAAAAGUUUGAGCUUGGUGAUAUGUCUAAGAAAUUGAUUUCAAAGUUAAAUCGAGAAGUACAAGAUAGGGAUUAUUGGAAAAUAGAGCACAUCCCUCAAGUUAUACUUUGGUGCUUAGAACCUGGUCAACGUAAAGUAAAGUUUCUAUGAAGAGAGAGGAUGAGGAAGGAUAAUAGCAAAUAACCAUUUUUUUUUUCCCUUUCUUUCAUUUUUAUUACAUAUUCUAAUGAUGAUUUAUUUUCUUCUUGAUCUA